Messenger RNA from Morchella importuna, 669 nucleotides. RefSeq lists its product as uncharacterized. Bases 1 to 669 code for a protein of 222 amino acids. The record is from RefSeq and is a predicted model, not a curated record. The transcript is spliced from 4 exons. Lineage: Eukaryota; Fungi; Ascomycota; Pezizomycetes; Pezizales; Morchellaceae.
AUGGGCGAUAAGGAAGCUCUGAUGGAUGCUCUCAAGCAAUACAACGCUUGUGAUAUAUCCGACGCCCUCCUCAAGCUCAAAGUCCCCUACGCCGGCUUCCUCGUCGACAUCCUACCCCGCACCUCCACCCCCGGCAUCAACAUCUCCGUCGCAACCACCGUCCUCUUCGCGCCCAAAGACACCACCGAGCCCAAGUGCUCCCUCCCCGCUGACACCCACUUUGCCGACUUCAUCACUCCCUCCUGCACGGUAGUCGUCUCCCAGCCCCCCGACCAGCGGUGCGCCGUCGUCGGCGGCAUCGUCGCAGAACGCAUGUACCAGCUCGGGGCGCGCGCAAUCAUUGUGGACGGGCGGGUGCGCGAUCUGGAGGAGCUGGGGAAGCGGGAUGACCUGAUGGUCUUUUCGAAGGGGGUUAGUACGGUUGGGGCGGGGGCGGAGGCGAGGGUGGUUGCGGUGGAUGAUGUGAUUACGGUGCAGGGGGUGGAUGUUGCUAGUGGUGACAUCGUCUUCGCCGAUAGUAAGAACGGGGUAGUCAUCAUCCCCGCCGCACACCUCGUACAAGUAGUAGGGAUGCUCCCGAAGAUGGUAGCCGCAGACGCAAAGGCCAUGGAGGAUGUCCGCAGCGGUAAGAAGAUUUAUGAUGCGUUCAAGAAGCACCGCGGGGGGUAG